CAUUCUACUCCAUUCGGCGCUAGCUUCACGAGUAUGGACAGCGUCGCUAGCAGCAAUGCACCAGUCACUACUAUCCCUUCGCCUCCCAUCAGUGCGGAUGACCACACCAGCUCGCCAUCAGGGCCAUCACCCGUCGCCAUUCACUCGGUCACUGCCGCCAUGACAUUAAACAACGAGGCCAUUCUUGUCGAUUGGUCCUACACACUCGCGAACAACUCGUCGCCCCGCAACAUAUCCAGUUGGUCGUGUCUCGUGCCAUUCCAAGUGCACAUGUUUACUGAUGAACUCGCCACAUCAUCUAACGUUAGCGUCGUUGCGGCGAUCGAACCGAGCAAACCCAUGCAAACUGGGCAUGUACGCAUCAACGCCUCCUCCACCAUCCCCCUUCGUUUCAACCACACAUAUACGUUCCAAAUUGUGUUCCCAUCUCUCAACACGACCACCAGUCCAACCAUGCAAGACCACAUGUGCUCAUGGGUCACCACCUCCCACUUGUCGUCGUCGUCGUUGAAUUCGACACCCCUAGUGUGGCCACUCCAAGCCAGCACCCGCAGCGACGACAGCUUGGCAACGGACAACGCCACUUCAUGGCUUCUCUUCCUCGGCGCCCUUGGCGUCCUAUUUGUCCUAUUUGUGCUUCGGUUGCUCGUGUUUCACAUGUUUCUGCGUCAGAACAACUUGGACCCGUUCGCAACCCUGCCCCCCACCGAACUUGACCUUGAACAACCAUCAUCAUCCCGUCGCCGUUUACCUCAUCGUCCGACGGGGAUCCAGAAAAACACAACGUCGCAGUCUAAACGAGCGCUCAAGUUGAUUGCGAGCGCGGCGGACAGCGGCGCCCCCCCGUCCCCCCACUUGGCCAUGCAGAUUAAACUCUACAACGGCGAGUAUCACCCCGAGGUCGAGCGCAUGGCGAAAGCGAUUGUCGCGAUUGAAAAGCAGUCGCAACUGGACCACAAAAACAGACUGCGCGACCAACUCCGCCACGCCGACGUCCUAGGCCACCAUUUGUCCUCUGCAGAGCGUCAACACACCAAACACCAAGCAUUUGUCAUCCAUUUGCACGACGGCGUCGAACUUCAGAUGUUGCACGUGCGCAAGCCAUCCGUGAAACCCAUGGUCGUGUAUGCAAACGACAAUCUCACUACGAUCAAGUGGCAGGUGGCUCGGAAACCCUCGACGAAAGAGUUUGUCAACGGGGGAGCCCACACUUUGCACUUUGUGGAUGUGCAGUCGAUCGCGCCCUGGACAAACGAGUUGCCGCCGCUGUUUGAGGCCAAGUACCGGCACUUGUUGAAAGAUGGCGCGGACGAACAUUGCUUUUACGCGGUGCUAAUCGUGUACCUUCAUGCCAAGAAACGCACGAAACAAAAGCACUUGCUGCUUCAAGCCAAAGACAUCGACGAUCAAACCCAGUUGGCGGACACGUUGGCCAAGCUGGUGGCAUCUGCCAAAAGGCGGCGGGACAGCCCAGUCACCACCCCAUUGCCCCCCGCAGCAGUAGUAGUAGCCGAGCCGACCAACAUAGUCGCUGCUACCCCAACGAUAGGCGACGAAUAAUGCGUCUAUUAUCAUGAUAAUGUAACGUGUCCCCAUCACUUGGUGACCGCACCAAGGCAGCA
Messenger RNA from Aphanomyces astaci, 1622 nucleotides. RefSeq lists its product as hypothetical. The record is from RefSeq and is a predicted model, not a curated record. Bases 34 to 1560 code for a protein of 508 amino acids. The transcript is spliced from 3 exons. NCBI's taxonomy places the organism in Eukaryota, Oomycota, Saprolegniomycetes, Saprolegniales, Verrucalvaceae.